GUAAAAAUGGCUCUUAAUCUCCUCUCCUUCUCCCUCUCCCUCUCCCCACCUUUCUCCCCCACACGCUUGCCACUUAGAAGUGGGCCACAGAGUGCCCAGACCAAUGUCCACGUGGCCAGGUACAUCAGAUGUGCAGCGACAACUGACAUGGUGCAACCAACAAUCAUACGCCGGAACGCGAAUUACCAGCCACCCGUUUUGGAUUACGAUUUUGUGCAAUCACUGAAGACUGAUUACACGGACGACGCAUAUGUUAGAGGCAUCGAGCGACUUGCAGAAGAAUCAAAGUGUUUGCUCAGAGCAACAACUGAGCCCUUCACUCUACUCGAGUUGAUCGGUGUCAUCCAACGUUUAGGGUUGGCUUAUCUCUUUGAGUUAGAGAUUAAGGAAGCCCUAGAUGCAAUAUCCAACUGCGAAAAUGACAAAGAGAUGAAGAAAGAUUUAAAUGUUACGGCCCUUCGCUUUAGACUACUUAGACAACAUGGGUACAAGGUCUCACAAGAUGUGUUCAACAGCUUCAUGGAUGAGACAGGUAGUUUCAAAGCAUACCUUAGCCAGGACAUAAAAGGGAUGUUGAGUUUGUAUGAAGCUUCACACCUUGGAUUUAUAGGAGAAACUGUCUUGGAUGUGGCCAAAGCCUUCACAACCAAACAUCUCAAGGGUAUCAAAGGGAACAUAGACCCAAGUCUUGCCAAACAAGUGACACAUGCAUUGGAACUUCCAAUGCAUUACAUGGAACCAAGGUUAGAAGCUAGGUGGUACAUAGAGGAGGUGUAUGAGAAAGAAAAGCACAUGAAGCCUUUCCUACUUGAACUGGCUAAAUUGGAUUACAACAGGGUGCAAGCCUUUCAUAAGAACAAUGUUAGAGACAUGGCCAGGUGGUGGAAAGAUCUGGGUACCAUGGAAAUCUUACCUUUUAUUAGAGAUCGUGUGGUGGAGUGUUUUUUGUUCGGUCUUGGUGUGGCCUUUGAGCCACAAUAUCAAUAUUCCAGGGACGUGGUUACUCAAGCUAGUCAAAUUAUAACAAUGAUUGAUGAUGUCUACGACGUCUAUGGUUCGUUGGAUGAAUUAGAGCUCUUCACAGAUGCCGUCCAAAGGUGGACCACCGAUGCAAUUGAAAAGCUUCCAGAAUACAUGAAGAUAUGUUACAUGGUCCUCUUCAACAAUGUUAAUGCACUGGCUUAUGACACUCUAAAAGAACAGGGUGUGGAUGUCUUGCCAUGCCUAAAGAAAAUGUGGGGAGAUUUGUGUAAGACAUACAUGACCGAGGCGAGGUGGUACUACAGCGGCCAUACGCCACCAUUUAAGGAGUACCUGGACAAUGGAUGGAUCUCCAUAGGAGCACCCAUCAUACUCGUUCAUGGCUAUUUUUCAAUGAGAUUGAAGAUCACAAAGGAGGUAUUAGAAGGUCUGGAGAAUUAUCACAAUCUCGUGAUUUUUCCAUCCAUCAUUCUCCGACUCUGCGACGAUGUGGGAACUUCGACGUAUGAGCUAGCAAGAGGUGAUGUACGGAAAGCCGUGGAAUGUCACAUGCAUGAAACCGGUGCCUCAGAAGUAGCUGCUCGUGAACAUGUUAGAGGUGUGAUCGAUGAAACAUGGAAGAAGUUAAGUGAGGAGUGCCUCAGUUGUUCUCCAUUCCCUCCAGCUUUCAUCAAUGGCUGUGUAGGGCUUGGGCGGAUUUCUGAAUGUGUGUACCAGUUCGGAGAUGGGUUCGGUCGUCCACAUGAAGAGACCAAGGCUCGGGUCACAGCACUACUGGUUGAGCCCAUACCACUUAAGAAGAUAUAAGCUUGGUUCGAUUCAUGUAAUCCAUGGGCUAGUAUUUUUGUGGUCGCGUGUGCAUGUAGCCUAUUGUUGUGAACCUUGGUAUGUGAAAAUAUAUUUAUGUGUUUGCAUUA
Messenger RNA from Magnolia sinica, 1898 nucleotides. Its product is annotated as alpha-terpineol synthase, chloroplastic-like. The transcript has 7 exons. Lineage: Eukaryota; Viridiplantae; Streptophyta; Magnoliopsida; Magnoliales; Magnoliaceae. The coding region runs from base 7 to 1788 and encodes 593 amino acids. Gene Ontology annotation, biological process: diterpenoid biosynthetic process. The record is from RefSeq and is a predicted model, not a curated record. Gene Ontology annotation, molecular function: magnesium ion binding; terpene synthase activity.